GGAGGAAUCGUCGCAAUGUUAUUUUCCGUGGUUCUUUCGGCGUUAUGGAAUCGCUUGAAUAGAGGAUUUCCGCCGGAUAAUACAUUUUUUUAACGUUCGAAGAAUCUUAUGGCGAAAUUUCAGGCCGGUGUGCUCGCAGGAAAAUGGCGGAGCGAUAACCUGUUCGUGCUUCGUUUCCGAACGUAACAUCGCUCACGUUCAGGAAUACAUUCGAAAUGGAUAUCUCGAGUAUCCUCGAAGUCCAAGUGAAGGAGAAAACGGAGGUGGACAGCAAAGAGAACGUAACUCCAAGGGAACAGUUACCAAGCACGACAAACGCGUCUCUUCCUCCAGAAGACGUUGAAUAUUACAAGCUGAUAUUCGGCAAUGAUGUGUCAAUGGUACGAUUUAAAAGGCUGCAUUGCACAGCAUGUGAUGCACACAUCGGUUCUGCAGCUGCAAAUGUACAUAAUAUGUAUGAACAUCCUGUACUAUUCACAUUGUUGUGUGCAAAGUGCAGAGAUUUUUAUGGGGAUGGCAUGUUUGAGCAAGGUGAUGAUGCCACAGACAUGUUUUGCAGAUGGUGUGCAAACGGUGGUAAUUUGUAUUGCUGUUCAUUUUGUAGUAACACAUUUUGCAGCAAAUGUAUCAGCAGAAACUUUGAUCCUCUAUACAGGAAGAAAAUUGAGGCAGAGGAAAAAUGGAAGUGUUUUGUCUGUGACCCUAAAGACUUGUUUAGGGCAAGGGCAACCUGUUGGGCAUUGCUUCAACAUGUCCAAAAAAUGAAUAGACUGAUCCAAAGUUGUAGCAGUUUGACCGAUGAACAAAUACACGAGAAAUUGAAUGUCGACGAAACUACAUGCUGCCCACGGAUUAGGAAACGCAAACGUCAGAAAUACAGUUCCAAUUCUGAAGACGAGGAUGUAACUUAUACACAGAGCCAAUUCACAUCUAGUAAACGCAGAAGGAGAGGCUCAAGAAGGAAACACUACAAUGGUAAAAAUUACACCGAGAAGAGUGUCGACACUGUGGAAGAUUGUUACGAUUCUCCUGAAGUGUUACCAUCUUUGUUGUCGUGCGAGCAAACAAUGGUUGAAUGCGAUGACUCUACCGUAAACGUAGACGGUACAAUUGUCCCCAACGUGAUGCAACCGGUUCAUCAACCAUCGUUUGCGAUUCAACAACAGUCAAGGGUGAACGUUGUCCCGAGCACUAACUUGUUAGCGAAUCCUGUUAAUUUACUGUCUCGUAUGAAUUCCAUAAAUCAGCCAAGGCCGAUACGUCCACGUUAUAUAUCCUAUAAUGCGACAGUUCCUAUGGUCACCAUACCUAAUAAAAAUGUGAAGAUCCUGAGUAAACCAUCGUGCACGGAAUCGCAAGUACCGAGUAUUACACCGAACGUUAUAGAGAUUGACAGUGAUCCAGAAGUAGUACCGGUCAUUGACCUCACUCAAUCUAUUAAUCUUCCUACGAAAUCUAACAGCCCUAAGGACGAUCAAGUGAAACCUGUCGCGCUUGUGAGCUGGAAAGAGGAGACCAGCGUGUGGCUAGAUAUAACAGAUCAAGUAAAGUCGAAAACAUUGAACGAACUAUUAUCGCCGUACAGCGAACACGCGUGCAACAUUUUGGCUACUGUACAUAAGAAGUUCCAAUGUUUAUCCAAUACCAUUAAGCGAGAUGCGCAUCGACAGCCUGACUUGAAAAAAGCCGAGUAUUUGAUCAAGCGUUUUUAUCGGGAAAUACGCGAUGCCGUGAUUCAGUUGUCGAAUAUCAACGAUAGAAUUGUUCGUGAGCAUAGCAAGUGGAGGAUGACUCAAACGCCGAAGGAGUGCGAGAAAAAAUCAUCAAACAAAAAUUCGUCGAAUGACAAUAAUGACAGCAACGUUGCCGAAUGGAAUCAGCUGCCUCUCGAAAUGACCUGUACCAACGAAUCUGAUUCGGACACCGAAGGGCCGUGUAAAUUUGUGAAUCCAUCCGAGCUGAUCUAUACCACAAAUAUCCUUGAUGGAUUAAUUAAAAUAAAAAACACCGUGAGCCGAGGCGUGGGCAACUAUGCCGAGUUUGUUGAUAAAUCGAUGCAAAUAUUCGACGUGGAAUUGUUAGAUUACGAUAAAUGCAUAGCUCAGUCGAGUUUACAAAAAGUGCAGUCUCCGACGUACGAAGAACAAUUCAUUCGAUUUCUGCAAGAACGACCUACUGUGCCGUCGCCUGAAAGCACGGAGGAAAAUUCUAGGGAGCUACCCGAACCUGACGAGACUACAUCAACGGAUUUGACAAAGGAGCAGACGAAGUUCACUUCCGAAAUGUUAAAAACUAGAGAGCAUAAUAUUUCGGAUAUCUCUGUUCAAGAUGAAAAGGACUUGCAAUCGAUGCCUGGAACUUCUAGUUCCGGAUUAACUGACAAUGUGGUAGAAGUAAAUGACGAUUCAAAUAAAAAUAGUGCUAGUAGUAAUGAAGAGAAUGAACAAGUGAAGAUUGAAACGGGAGAAAAGUAUUUACCCUGUAGUGAUAAUACUCCUGUGUCAGAAAACGAGAAACAUAAUUUAAAUAGGACUGAGGAUAUCAGUGAAGACGACUGUAUAAUUAUUAACAAUUAAUCAAUUAAAUAAUGUAUGUAAUCGUG
Ceratina calcarata is the source of this 2602-nucleotide messenger RNA. RefSeq lists its product as uncharacterized. Gene Ontology annotation, molecular function: chromatin DNA binding. The record is from RefSeq and is a predicted model, not a curated record. Gene Ontology annotation, biological process: replication fork processing; chromatin remodeling. The coding region runs from base 216 to 2576 and encodes 786 amino acids. The transcript is spliced from 5 exons. Gene Ontology annotation, cellular component: nucleus; pericentric heterochromatin. Lineage: Eukaryota; Metazoa; Arthropoda; Insecta; Hymenoptera; Apidae.